This is a messenger RNA of Microstroma glucosiphilum, 297 nucleotides long. RefSeq lists its product as hypothetical. Bases 1 to 297 code for a protein of 98 amino acids. The record is from RefSeq and is a predicted model, not a curated record. Gene Ontology annotation, molecular function: ATPase inhibitor activity. The transcript has 2 exons. Lineage: Eukaryota; Fungi; Basidiomycota; Exobasidiomycetes; Microstromatales; Microstromataceae. Gene Ontology annotation, biological process: negative regulation of ATP-dependent activity. Gene Ontology annotation, cellular component: mitochondrion.
AUGUCGCUCCUACGUACUUCUGCUCCCCGAUCCCUCCUCGCAUCGGCACGACCCAUUAUGAACAUCUCUGUUCGCACUUAUGCUGGUGGACCAGGAGGGUCGGACACAGGUGCCACUGCCAGCUCGACUGGUUUCAAGAACCGUGAGCAGGGUCAAGAGAAGGAGUACAUUGUCCGUGCCGAGCAGGACAAGCUCAAGAAGUUGCGUGAGCAGCUAGCAAAGCAGCGAAAGCACCUCGAUGAUGUAGAGACGGCCAUCAAUGAUCUGCAUGGAGAGAGUGGUAACAAGAAGCAGUAG